Messenger RNA from Ceratitis capitata (Mediterranean fruit fly), 6970 nucleotides. RefSeq names its product protein phosphatase PP2A 55 kDa regulatory subunit (gene tws). Gene Ontology annotation, biological process: peptidyl-serine dephosphorylation. Gene Ontology annotation, cellular component: cytosol; protein phosphatase type 2A complex. The transcript has 5 exons. Lineage: Eukaryota; Metazoa; Arthropoda; Insecta; Diptera; Tephritidae. Gene Ontology annotation, molecular function: protein binding; protein phosphatase regulator activity. The record is from RefSeq and is a predicted model, not a curated record. Bases 869 to 2380 code for a protein of 503 amino acids.
UUCAAAAACAGUGCAGGGUUUAUUUAAAAAAAUUAAAAUACAACGAAACACAACCAUGGUGUCGAGCAACCCCGAAGACAUAGCAAUAAACCAAGAAAACACAAUAACCGUAUGAAAGCGAAAAUAAGAACAGACAUACAUGAUGAACAUGCGUCUGUAAUAGAAAGAGUGAAAACCGCAAAAACGGAUAUUUCAAAUUCCAAAUCAAAAGAUGCAAACCAAUAUAUAUGUACAUACCUACCUAUAUGUAUAUAUAUAAAAAAUAGACUUAAUUAAAAAUCAAUAGACCAACAAUUAUGAAAAGAUGAUAUAAAAUCAUUAAACAAAUUGCCAACAACAAAAACACACACUCACUGCGGAAGUCCACCACAAAAAGAAUAAAUAUUAAAAGCGUGAAAAAAUAAGCGCGAACGAAUAAUAAAAAACAAAAUAUACAAAACCAAAACCAAAGAACAAGAACCAAUAUAUUAUAAACCUUUAAAAUACAUACAAACAUAGAACCAUAUUUAUAGUCUGUAAAUUUGUAUAUGUAUGUAUGUAUGCCCAGCGUUUAUCCAUCCACGUGCUGUGUGUUUUCAAUUAUCGAACUGUGUUAAUUUGUAAAUCGCUUAAAACUAAAUAAAAUUAAUGAAGACCGCAAAUUACAAAAUUUGUACGCAAUAAAAGGAGCAAAUACAAAUAAAAACAAAAACUUACAAAUACACUGGAAAAAAAUUGAAUGUAAUAAGGCAACAAAAUUAAGUUAAAAAUUUAACAAUUAUAAAAAUUUGGUGCACAUUUUUUCACAAUUCCCAAAAGGCCGACAAUAAUCAACAAACAGCUGUUUAAGGCCAAAUCAUAGCCGCGCAAAAUCAUUAAAAUCAUUAAAAUGGAUUGGAAAACUCUAUCGAGUAGUGAGAAAAGUCCCAAGCUAGAUCGUUGGAAGCCAUGUGCGGUGGUAGAACCAGAGCCGCCACCGCCUAUACCACCGCGUAUCUUUAUGCGUCAAUCGAGUUUUACAAAAAUUGGAAAUAUGCUAAAUACAGCCAUGAUGAAUGGCACUAAAAGAGCACCAAGUAAUGGAGAAGCUUCCUGGUGCUUCUCACAGAUAAAAGGCGCCUUAGACGAUGACGUCACCGACGCCGAUAUUAUAUCCUGUGUAGAAUUCAAUCAUGAUGGUGAAUUACUGGCAACAGGUGAUAAAGGUGGACGGGUUGUCAUCUUCCAGCGCGAUGCAAUGUCGAAAACGUCAAUACCUCGACGUGGUGAAUACAAUGUUUAUUCGACAUUUCAGUCGCACGAACCCGAGUUCGAUUAUCUAAAGUCAUUGGAAAUAGAAGAGAAAAUCAAUAAGAUCCGAUGGCUGCGACGAAAGAAUCCUGCGCACUUUUUACUCUCAACCAACGAUAAGACGGUUAAAUUGUGGAAGGUCAGUGAACGAGAUAAAUCGUUUGAGGGUUAUAAUACAAAGGAGGAGAGCGGUCUGGCGAAGGAUCCGCAAAAUAUAACUGGCUUAAAAGUUCCUUCAGUUAAGCAAAUUCCCCUUAUGGUAGAAGCGUCACCGCGCCGCAAUUACGCCAAUGCACACACCUAUCACAUCAAUUCAAUUAGCGUUAAUUCUGACCAAGAGACUUAUCUGUCCGCCGACGAUUUACGAAUCAAUCUGUGGCAUCUUGAAGUGACCGAUCAAAGUUUUAAUAUAGUCGAUAUUAAGCCAGCCAAUAUGGAGGAGCUGACGGAGGUUAUAACCGCCGCUGAAUUCCAUCCAACCGAGUGCAAUGUAUUCGUGUACUCAAGUUCCAAGGGCACAAUACGAUUAUGUGAUAUGCGUUCGGCUGCGCUGUGUGAUCGACAUAGUAAACAAUUUGAGGAGCCGGAGAAUCCAACGAACCGCAGCUUCUUUAGUGAAAUUAUAAGCUCGAUAAGCGACGUUAAGCUAAGCAACUCGGGUCGUUAUAUGAUCUCUAGAGACUAUUUAAGUAUUAAAGUGUGGGAUUUACACAUGGAAACGAAACCAAUUGAAACUUAUCCGGUUCAUGAAUACUUACGCAUUAAACUCUGCUCACUAUAUGAGAACGAUUGUAUUUUCGAUAAAUUUGAAUGUUGUUGGAAUGGUAAAGAUUCUUCCAUAAUGACGGGCAGCUAUAAUAAUUUCUUUAGAGUGUUUGAUCGUAAUUCGAAAAAAGAUGUCACAUUGGAGGCAUCACGCGACAUAAUCAAACCAAAAACGGUACUCAAACCGCGUAAAGUUUGCACCGGUGGAAAACGAAAAAAAGACGAGAUUAGUGUCGAUUGCCUCGACUUUAAUAAGAAGAUACUACAUACUGCUUGGCAUCCGCAAGAGAAUAUAAUCGCUGUGGCGGCAACAAAUAAUCUGUUUAUAUUUCAGGAUAAGUUUUAGCUAAAACUCUCUCAUCUCCCUCAAUUCUACUUCAUCAUCAUUAUGGCGUCGUUAAGAAUAAUUAUUAUGUUUAAUUCUAAAUUUUAUACUUAUCGCUGCUGCAAUUACUAUUAUCACACAUUACUACUAUUACUUGCUAUCAGUACUGUGUAAUCAGAGUAAACAAUUAAAAAAUAAAUAAAUAAACAAAUAUGCCAUUGUUGUAAGGUGACGGUCAAAAAAAAAACAUUUCACACAAGAGACGAGAUCGAAAACGACGAAAGGCGAGCGAAGCGCGUAGGUGUAGACGAAGUCCCAACUCAUUACAUUCAUACGCACAUAUUAAACUUCAUACAAACAUACAUUUAUAUAACUCACUAUUAGAGCUAAUAAUUAACGAAACCAAAACUCUAUUGGCAUUGUUGAUUAGCACUAUAGCAUUAACAAGUUGUAAGUCUUAGGAACAACAACACCAAUAACAACACCACCACAAAAGCGUCAACAUUCUAGGUUUGCCAUCAAAUUUGCAUAUGCGACAUUUUUUGCAACGCUUCUAGCAUGAGCAGUGGAGCAAAAUGUAUGUAAAUGAUAGAGAGAGGUAGCGAAAGUGCAAAAAGAUAAAAAAUAAAAAAAAUAAAAAUAAAAACAAACAUACACAACUGAAUGGCACUGCUGGCUGUGCCUGUAAAGAAUUCGUCUGUUGUUGCGCACAAUACAAAAACAUAAAACAACAAAAAUAAACGCCUUAAACCAAAACUUUGUACAGUACUCUGAUUCCAAUUCUGUUAAAUUUCAUAUAAUAAAACAUAAAACAAAACAAAAAAUAAAACAAUGUUGCCUCUGCUAAAUAGUUUCAGUUACUUUUAAAGAAGAGUGUGUCUUUUAUACAACAUUUAUGAUGCGAAAUCAGUAAGAAUAACAAUUAUUUAUGCAAUAAUAUGUUUGCUUAAUUUGUAAUAAAUACGGAAAUUGUUAAUAAUGAAUAUUUUUUAUUUAUUCUUUUCGUUAAAACGAAUAUGAAAUAAGAUGGAAAACACAUUAAAAUUACAACAUAAAAAGCCUGAAAUUAAAAUUUCAAUUACAGCAUACUAGAUAACUAGAUAUUAAAGCGAUACAAUAGAGCAAGAGAGAUAUUAAAAGAACGAUACAUUUAAUUAAAUUUAUAACAAUAUCAAUAUGCUUUAGUAUGAAGCGUUAUGUAUGUAUUAGAAAUAAUAAAAACAAAGACAAAAUCCUUAUAAAAGUUGAUUGAAUUAUUUAUGAAAGCAUAUGACGGUCAAUUCAUAGCGCCAUAGAUGGAAUACGAAUGUAUUGCAUUGCUUGUUUGCAUAUCAAAAAUCAAAAAUAACCACGCGAACAAACGAAAUUUUUGGUGCACAAAUAAUAAUCGAAUGCAAUAACUUAAUUCCAUAAAUCGGCCUCUUAUUAUAUGCUUAGGUUAUAUUUAAUUAAGUUCAAAAAAAAAAGUCUUAGUUUACAAGCGUAAACUUUUUCGGUUUAUUUCCCCCCAAAAUAUAUGUUAUACACAUUUAAAAUUUAUUUACCGAGCAACACAAAAAAAAUGUAGUGUACAAAUAUGUUUGUUGGUGUUGCUGAAAGUGCGUGCGAUUUCAACCAAGAGAAUUGAGCAAAAAAAUCGGUCAUAUUGAAGCAAAAUAUCAAAUAAAAAAUAGCAUGCAUAUUAAACAAUGUAAUAAACAUAUUUCCCACACAGCCAACUGUUAUUUGAAAUUCCUUAUUUUCUGUUAAGCAAAACGCAAAACAUAUGGAAAUUAAAUGCGUAAGGCACUAAAAUCAUGAUUAGACUUUAUGUUACACAUUUAUUUUGUACUUAUUGCGAUAUAUAUAUGCAAAAGCUUUUUUGUUGAUUUGAAAACGAAGCAGACGCAAUAAUUUUCAGUAUAUGCAGCGAAACUUUUUACAGUAAACAAAUAUUUUGUUCUACUAGAACACUAAAUGUAAACCAAAUAUUUUGUCCUACUUUCUCCUCUGUCGUUUUUGUAUUUCUUUUGUUUAUAUACAUACACAUUUAUUCAGUAAUCACAUUAUAUAUUUUAAGUUAAAAUAUGUAAAAAGAAAGAAAGUUUUUUAUGGUAAUAUAUUGUAUGUAUGUAUAUGCAACUGCUCGAUUCUUUUCUAGCGCUAAGACAUGUGUAAUAUCUGUGCUCCUAAUAUAUUGGUAAAUAAAUUUAUGUACAUAUGUACGUAUUGUUAUAAUUAGCUUAAUCUACUAGUUAUGCUGCUGCCAACUUGUAUUUCUGUAAACAUUUUCAUUCCAAAAUAAUUUGCCAAAGGAAUACAAAACAAUGUAAACAGCUACCACAAUAAAUUCUUUUCUUCGCAGUGAGUGAUAUUGGUACUCAAUUAAUAUAAGAGAGAAUAAAUGAAAGACGUGUUAGCUAUAGAAAUAAAAUACGACUACUGUCACUUAUAAAAUUUUUAUUUUUCCAACCGGUGUAGAAGGGUGAGGCACUCAGUUAACACAUAACAGUAAAAACAUUUUUAAAUAAUCAUUAUUUUAAUGCCCGUGAACAAAGAAAUAUUUUGUUAAUUGAAAUAGUAGUAAAAUAAAAAAAAUAUUUCACAUGAAAAGUGCGAUCACACAGCUGAUAAUGAGGCAGUGCGUACCAUUUUUAAAUAAAUUACAUACAAUGAUCAUAACGAUAAUGCUCUUGAAAAAAAAAAUUAACUAAAAAAAAAAAACAUAUAAAAAAUAAAUUUAAAAAUAGCAAACGAAAUAAUGCUUAAAGAAAUAAAUUUAUUUUGUUAAAUAAACCCCAAUGUAUUAAUGCAUGCAUACAUAAAACAGUUAUAAUAUUCACAUAACGAACGAAAAAUGAAUUGAUAACGCAUAAAAAAGGGAGAAAAAAAUAUUUAUCGAUGUAUGUAUGCAUGUAUAUAUGUAUACAUACAUACAUAUUAUAAUAAAUGAUAUGACAUUAUAUGCCAUUAUUAGUAAUUUAAGUUGUAUGAAAGCGAAUAUAUGUGGAUAAGCUAUAUUGAAACACUUUAAUAAGUUUAAUUUUUGUUUAUUACUUUAAUAUAAUAUUUCAUGUAAAUGCAUAUUUCAAUACAUAUGUACAUAUGUAAGUUUCUGCGAACGGCAAAAGUAACUGAGUGUAUCUAUGUAUGUAUGCAUGAAAUGCAUAUUACUAAUUAUUAUCAAAUUUAAUUAUCGCCACAUGUAGACCGUAAAAAAAUAAAAAUGAUCAGCAAACAAUCUACUAUAAUAAUAAAGCAAUUCAAUCAAUGCAAGCAAUCAAAUGAGAAUGGAAUGAGCUUUUUUGAAAAGAGAAAAUAAAUAUUCAUUUGUUUACUUCAAAGAAAAUAAAAAAAAAAUUCGAACUUUCUUGACAGUCUACUUUUAGCGAAUUAUUUCACCUAUUUUUGUUUUCAUUUUUGCAAGCGCCUAAUGAAUAAGUUUUCUAUUUCUGUUUGUCAGCCCCUAAAAAUAUGCAAACACUUUUCCAAAACAUUGUUUUAAAUGUUCAAAAAUUAAUUGAAAUUUCCAACUUUCUAAGAGCAAAUAAUUGGUAAAUCUUUUUUUUAAUAUUUUUUUUUUAUUUAUAAUCAAUACAAACAUACAUUCAUUAAAUUUGUUAAAUUUUUUUUAAUAUAUAUUUUCUCAGCAACCACAUACGCGAUAUAUACAUAUAUAUAUAUAUAUAUUAUAUAAUAUAUUUAGUUUAUGCAUUAUAAUAAAUAUAAGAUUACAUAUAUAGGCAUACAUAUGUAUUUAUACAUGUUAUGUACUAAUGCAACUAUGUCAUAAUUAGAUACGUACACAUAUAUAUUAAAUAAUUUACUAGGCAGUGCUUCUGAAUUCAUACGGUAUGUGUAUGUAUGUACAUAUGUACAUAAGUAAAACGUUAACGAAAUAAUACAGCGUGUUAUACAUUUAUACAAAGCAAACUAACCAGAGAAUAACAGAAAAAUAUUAUAAUUUAAUAGUUAAACAAAUAAAACAUCAGCUUUUAAAUUGACGAAAUAAAAAAACAUUGGUAUGGGUAAAUUGGCGCUAAUAAUAAAAAAAUAUGUGGCAAAGAAGUAGCCUGCAUUAUGAUUAAGUAAACCAGUAAUAAUUAUAGUUAAAAAUAAAAAAAAAUACAUUUACGCAUGUAACAUAAUUCAUAAAAUGUUGCAAAUGCUGCAAAUCAGAAUAAAGUGCGAAUAUUGUUAACAUAAAUUUUUAUUUAAACGAAUCAGCCAUUAAUUCAUCAUAUACUUCUUCAAAGUAGUCUCAAAUGUGACAUGUUGUUACCUAUGCAUGUGGCUCUUAUGAUGAUUUUCAAUAAUAAUUUUUUCAACAGUAAUUUAAAUUCAACUUCAAAUCAUUUUUAAUUAAAAAUAUAUUGUCGGUUAUCUUUACAGGUUUUAUUUAAGUCUCCGAUUACAAAUUCUUUGGCAAGUGUACUUUGUUUAAUUAAUUUAAAUUAGUUCCAGAUUGAAAAAUAGAGUACAGAACUUAAAAUACAAAAAAAAACCACGACUACGUAGAUUUAAAAAACAGCUAGCUUUAGUUUGAUAAUUGCGAAAUGCUGGCAAUAUGCAAAAAGAGAUAUCAAAGAAGUAAAUGCAUUAGAGAAAUAUGCGUGAGAUGUGGAAUAUGCA